AUGUUCACAUUUUAUUCGUUACAUUUUGCAACAACCGAAGAACAAAACGCUAGUUCCUCAAAUAACCAAUUCCACGAGCAAAAGCUAGUGGAGAAGUAUUGCCGGCAGACGCAGCUGCUGAAGCUGAUCGAGGGCUCUGCAGGUAAGUUUGUGGAGAACUAUAGAAACCACCGCCGGCCCGAGGACCUGCUGGCGCCGGUCCAGGUAAGUCUGGACUUCAACUACCGAGAGCUGCUCCGCCAGGCGCCCAAACUCCUCGACCAGGUCGUUGAGGAGCCGCUGCAGUUCGCCGAAGCUGUUAAAUACACCGUCUAUGGCCUAGUUAGGGACCAUCUGAAGACCGCCGGGCUGAAACCCAUCGAUAUAUCCCAGCUGCACGCCCACUGGCGGCUGGUCGGGCUGCCGUACACCCCGGGCCUGCAGUUCGAGCCGCGGGAGAACUGCCUGCGGCUCGGACUGACCCAGGUGCAGGGCAUCCUGUCGGCCUACACCCCACCGGAGAACCUGGUCCUCCAAUCGAUUUGGUACUGCGGCAGCGGCUGUAUGCGAAAUGCGAUACAGACCAGCUCCACGGAUGGUAGGUCCAUCUAG
Molecule: messenger RNA, 591 nt
Organism: Drosophila bipectinata
Lineage: Eukaryota; Metazoa; Arthropoda; Insecta; Diptera; Drosophilidae
Gene: mei-217
Product: meiotic 217
Source: RefSeq, a predicted model, not a curated record